AUGAGGACCAAAUUGUUAUCCCUCUUCCUCUUGUUAAUCCCCCUUGCCCUUCGCAACUACGCACGCGCGCAUGAAGAUCUGUUUAACGAGCACAUCACGACAAUACACGACGGGGAGCUGAACAACUUCAUCACGAAGAAUGACGUCGUGCUGGUCAUGUUCUUCGCCCCCUGGUGCGGGCACUGCAAGAGGCUGAUCCCGGAGUACAACGAAGCGGCGAACAUGCUGGCGGAGAAGAAGAGCGAAAUCAAGCUCGCGAGCGUGGACGCCACCACGGAAAACGCCCUCGCGCAGGAAUACGGAAUCACAGGCUACCCAACCAUGAUUAUGUUUAACAAGAAAAACAGAGUUAACUACGGAGGAGGAAGAACAGCCCAGUCAAUCGUAGACUGGCUGCAACAGAUGACCGGUCCAGUAUUCACAGAAAUUACCACCAACAUAGAGGAGGUACUAAAGGAGAAAAACAUAGCAGUGGCGUUCUACAUGGAAUACACAUCUGAAGAUAACGAAUUGUAUAAGAGCUUCAACGAAAUAGGAGACAAAAAUAGAGAAAUCGCCAAAUUUUUUGUAAAAAAAAAUGAAAAACAUAAUAAAAUUUCUUGCUAUAGAAAAGAUGAAAAGAAAGUAGAUUACGAUGAGAAGGUACCUCUAAGCGAGUUCGUCUCCACCGAAUCGUUCCCACUCUUUGGAGAAAUAAACACAGAAAACUAUCGCUUUUAUGCAGAGAGCCCCAAAGAAUUGGUAUGGGUCUGUGCCACAACGGAGCAGUAUAACGAAAUAAAGGAGGAGGUUAGACUAGCAGCAUCUGAAUUAAGGAAAAAAACGCACUUUGUUCUUUUAAACAUCCCAGAGUAUGCCGACCAUGCUAGGGCCUCCUUAGGAUUGAAUGAAUUCCCAGGACUUGCUUACCAAUCUAGUGAAGGCAGAUACCUACUACCAAACGCGAAAGAGUCCCUACAUAAUCACAAAACGAUUGUAACUUUCUUUAAAGAUGUAGAAGAAGGAAAAGUUGAAAAAUCUCUCAAAUCAGAACCCAUUCCAGAGGAUGACAAAGCUGCUCCUGUUAAGGUCGUCGUUGGAAACUCCUUUAUUGAUGUCGUUCUUAAAAGUGGAAAGGAUGUGCUCAUCGAAAUUUACGCCCCAUGGUGUGGCCAUUGUAAGAAGCUAGAACCUGUUUAUGAAGACCUCGGCCGAAAAUUAAAAAAAUAUGAUUCUAUAAUUGUUGCCAAAAUGGAUGGUACGCUUAACGAAACACCAAUUAAAGAUUUUGAGUGGUCGGGAUUCCCAACCAUCUUUUUUGUUAAGGCCGGCUCGAAAAUACCCCUGCCGUACGAGGGGGAGAGAUCUCUAAAGGGCUUCGUAGAUUUCUUAAACAAGCACGCCACCAACACCCCCAUCUCGGUGGAAGGCGUUCCUGACCUUGAGGACGGCACAGCGGAGGAGUUAUAAGCAAACCGGAAAAACUCCCCCUUGGAGCGGCGUACCAAAUGGUUUCCCAUCAGAAGGAGCAGCAAAUGUGUGUGCCACCCCUUGUAAGAACGGGACGAGCGCGGGGUGGCACAUCUUUUAGGCCCUACAAGUGUGUAGUCUACCUGGAGAGAAAAAAAAAAAAGCAGCACACCACGCGUAGCAAACGUUGGAAGCGUUGGAAGCGAUGGAAUCGAUGGAAGCGAUGGAAGCGAUGGAAGCGAUGGAAGCGAUGGAAGCGAACCGAGUGGGAAGUCGCAGCAACAGAGGAGUAGGUCCCCUCCCCCCAAUGAAGCAGCAAAUAAUGCACGCUGCACGGAACAACCGAGGAACACACCACACCCUGCGAUGUGCUCGCAAGUGAACACGCCAAUUGUUACGUCACAACACCGGGUCGUCCGCCAAGCGCGCACUCCUUUUGAGCACCGCUAACUUGGUGCCUUUUUUAUGAAAAAUGUUUUUUUUUUUUUCCCCUCUGCGUGAAAAUACAUUACUCGCCCGUGCGAUGCGUGCGCACUACCUCGUCUCGUCGACCACCUUGUAACUCCAGUCGGAUGACCCGCAUAUCCCGUAGGUGUCCCUAUAACCACUGUUACCCACGUGCGUGCCUGCACCCG
Plasmodium vivax (malaria parasite P. vivax) is the source of this 2084-nucleotide messenger RNA. Its product is annotated as protein disulfide isomerase, putative. The transcript has 2 exons. The record is from RefSeq and is a predicted model, not a curated record. NCBI's taxonomy places the organism in Eukaryota, Apicomplexa, Aconoidasida, Haemosporida, Plasmodiidae. Bases 1 to 1449 code for a protein of 482 amino acids. Gene Ontology annotation, biological process: protein folding; response to endoplasmic reticulum stress. Gene Ontology annotation, cellular component: endoplasmic reticulum. Gene Ontology annotation, molecular function: protein disulfide isomerase activity.